AUGAGUGGAGUUGCAAGCGGAAUUGAUGAUUGGAAUGCUAAUGAAUCACUAAAUCUGGUUGAUGACAUAUUUAGAAAGUUGCCAAUUUCCAAUAUACGCAAAUUGAAACAUGAGUAUAGAUCAAAGGUUUCUUUGAGUCAAGAAAACUUACACCAUUUGGUAGGUUUGAAAUAUAGGGAUCUCAUAAAAAUAGCAGAGGAAAUCGAUGGAAUGUAUCAGACAAAUCAAAGCCUUCAUGGCAAGUUGUCAGAGCUCUCAUACGAAAGAACAGACUUUGUGAAGUUUGAUAAAUUAGACGGUUAUUCGAAAUUCAACGAGACUGUCAGGUCCCAUAAUGCAGCUGAAGUCAAGAAUAAGGAAAAAAUCACAAUUUUGAACAAUAUUUUAAAUGGCUGUUUGUUGAAAUUUGAUUUGAAACUUUCGUCUGAUUUGGAAAGUCCGCUAAAGAGAACCUCAAUGUUGGUAUACUAUGCAAAAAUAUAUUAUACUACAGAGAUAACAUUCAAAGGCUUGCUAAAAUCGAAUCCUGCAACGAAUAAGAAAUUUUUAUCAUUUAAAAAUAAUUUUUUAAAAUAUUUGGAAUUUGAAAUGGCAAGGUAUAACGUGUCAAAAAAUGCCACGUAUUCUAACAAUAGUGAUUACUUCAGAACGAGUCAGAGACUUCUAUCUAAAGAUAUAAUUAGCGACUCCGAUAUCAUAGAAAGUGACUGGAAUUACGAUCUCGCUGAGGAGGAAGGUAAUGACUAUAUGGACGAAGACACGGAUGAGGAACUCGGUACAGAUGAUGAUUAUAGCAAAGAUCAUAUCUCUAUCUUCAACAAAAACAAAUUACCAAUAGUAAACUACCUCACGGCAUAUAUCAUUUUGAAUAGGAAUAACGAAGAAAUGAACAAUAUUAAUAAGGUAAGUGACCAAUUCAUUCGUUUGAGGUUAAACUAUUUAAAAGCUAUUUUGAGCAAAUUCUUCUCAUUGAAAAGUAUAAAUCUUGAUUUUUUCAAGGUUUUUAGAUUUGUUGAGAAUACCUGUGACUAUGUGACAUCGUACUUCCAGAAUGAGAGUAGUGAAUUGAUAAAUAAUUUAAUUUCGCUUACAGAAGCAAGCAAGUCAUCUGAAAUUAUAGGCUUUGAGGAAUGGUUAGGGGAAGACAUAAUAAUAUUUGAUCAAGAACCUUACAGUUACAAAAUUGUUAAACAAUUUGGAUCUUCUAGACAAGAAUUGGAAGGUUUUCUCGAUUUAUUGUUCAAUUCUUUUCAAUAUUUAAUUAGCAUUGGGACUGGUUCUUUGCAUGAUAUCUCGAAAGCAUAUGUUGUACUUCAUAACGUUAUUGUUUGUUUGAACAGGUUGUCACAUGUUUGUCAAGCAAACGAUUCAACUCUGCAUUUGAUUUCACUCCUCAAUGAGAGAGAAUUUUUAAAUAAAAUACUUUUUGAAGUCGUAAAUGAGACUAAAAGGAUUUGUGAAUCUCAUUUUGAUCAUAUUUCGGAUCCAAAUGGUCUGAUUAUAUCAAAAGUUCAUGAAGCAGUACCUUUGAAUGUUAAGGAAAUUAAUUCUAUGGGGUAUAAACUCUUUUCGAAUAACAUGAUUGAAAUGAUCGACAGAAACUUAGAUCAAUAUUUAAAAAUGGUUACUUCAUCAUCGAACUCCGUUUCAGGAGAUCCAUUAUGUAAAGCAAUCGAUAUUUGGUUCAAUGACUAUGUUGAAUUUUGUCAUAUUAUCAAUUUUAACGCACAAUCAAGAAGUAUAACAUCAACAAACUGCUUGGGCAAUCUUUUGAAACACUCGUCUUCUAAGGACAGCUCUUUAGAAACUUUCCAGUUGCAAGGCUUUUCAAGAGAUUCAAUUUUAGAUGAGUUCUCGAAAUUGUCAGUUAUCUUGAAUGAAAAGUUCUGGGUCUCUUUACUACGUUUCAUAAAAGAGACAAAGGAGUCAUUCCAAUCGACAGAAGAAGAAAGCAUAACAACUUUGUGCUAUUCAUUGAACGUUGCGACUUUGUUAAAAGAAAAGGUAUUGUCUAUGAAUCACAACACUUUCUCAAGUAAUACUGAAGAGUCACUCAAACUUUUGGAUACGUUUAUUACGGAUAUCUUCAACCAAAUUUUUACAAUAGCUCCAAACUCAUCAUUUUCUGGAGCUUUUGAGUCAUUUGUUCAAAGACUGUUUGGAGACAACAGUUUUUCGGUGGAAGACUUUUCAAUGCGACCAUCCUUGGAGCUCACUUCUAUCCUUUUUGAUCUAACUAAGGAAUUUUUUGAUACUGAAUCACCAAAGUUGUACUUUGAAAAUUUAUAUACAAACAAAAGUAUUAAUUCGGCCUUUAUUGAAAUUAAAAAUAAGUGGAUUAUAGACAACUUAGUACAAAGGAUAUUAGAAAAGUUUAAAACCAUAACAAAUUCAAGUGAAUUAAAAUCAGGUGACACUCAAGUGUUUUCAGAUGAAGUUGAGAACGAGACUGGGAGUAUAGUAGACAAUUCAAAGUUGGAAAGUAAAACGUUGAAAUUAAUUUUCACAAAUUUCAUAUUUCUAUUACACUUUGUUAGUUCAGAAAUGCCUGAUAUCAACAAUAUUUAUGUAUCAGAAUUGAAAGAUUGCAUUAACUCAUAUCUUGAAAGUACGUUAGAAGAAAGUACAGUAAGAGAAGUACUAAAAGGAGUAUCGGAACAUUACAAUUCUACAAGAGAUAUGUACUUACCCUUACUGGUGAAUUAA
Molecule: messenger RNA, 2706 nt
Organism: Priceomyces carsonii
Lineage: Eukaryota; Fungi; Ascomycota; Pichiomycetes; Serinales; Debaryomycetaceae
Exons: 1
Coding region: 1-2706 (901 amino acids)
Source: RefSeq, a predicted model, not a curated record